AUGACUGCCAAACAUACUUAUCCGGAUUCUACGACAGCAAAAUCCUCACCCGAAACUAGCCAGCUUCUACAGGACUUUGGUUUCAACGUUGAACGCCGUAGCAGACUCGAUCCACCUCUGACUUCCUCUGUGCCUUUCGACGAGCUUCACCAAUUCAAUACGCCUUUCCCAAGCACGGUUUGUGUCGACCGUGAUCUAGGUGCCGAAAUCACGACAGACUAUACGAAUCGACAUCGGUCCCCAUUCCAUGCGUACCUGUCUCCAGAAUAUUCCAGCGCACAUAGCCCAUCCAUGGCGAGUGAUGGGAUGCAUGAUCAUUCCCAUGAACCAAACAAGAUUUGGAUGAUGACACCAACAAGAGACGCCGAGGGCAACACGCCUAACCGUACUUCAACUCCUGUCUCUUUAGGAGGGACAGUGAACAACAACCAGGCAUUUGUUUCCAACUAUGAUCCUGCCCCAUCUGAAAGCACAUCAACAAACUGGCCCUCCCAUCGAUCAGGUAUUCAGCCAUCUGGGCAGAUCGAUUUCAGUCUUUCAGCAAACCAAGCCACGAACGCCAUGGCCACCAUCCCCCCUCAGCAGCAUCAGCCCGUCCCGUUACAAUAUUUCAAUUUUUCAGCUUUGACAGAAGACCCUUCCCCAAACUACCCAUAUGACUCUGCCCGCAGCUUGACCGACUGUUCGACCUCGGUCGGGGUGCUGCCGUAUGAACGGGAACCCCUUUUUGAAGACUCGAUACAACUGUCUCCAGAGCCUCAUACCGGGGCAGUCGCAGGCCCCAGCGGCACAAGAGAACCCUCGAUGACGAAUGUAGAAGAUCCAGCCCUUGCCAGAUUAUCAUACCACAGCGAGAGAAAACCCCUAACCUGCAAAUCAUGCAGGAAGACAAUUACAGAUCCAAUAGAGGAAGCGGCCCAUGACAGAGAGUGUGACGGGCUUCCAUGUUUGUUCCGCUUUGCCGGAUGCAAAUCCAGAUUCAAAGGGAAAAAUGAAUGGAAGCGACACAUCAAGACACAGCACCUGCUCUCAAAGGCGUAUGUCUGUCCGGAUUGUGAUAUGAAAGAGUUCAACCGAAAGGACCUCUUCAAACAGCAUCACAUUCGCAUGCACAGCACCAAAGAGGAGCUCGAGGCGUUUAAACGUAAGAAACCAUCUGAAGCAUUUGAGAAGAAGCUUCAGGAGAAAUUGCAGCAAGCAAGUUGUGGUUCGCAAACGCCCUCUCCUACAGCAUGCACAUGCUUCAUGCUAGGCUGUCAAACCAAGUUUGCAGAAGCUGACUCAUGGGAACGGUGCUUGGAACACGUUGCCAAACAUCACGAAGCCGUGAUGAAGGGUAAAGAAGCAGCACGGGAAUAUAACUUUACACCGGAGCAGCUACGUUACUUUCAAAGAAUCGGAGCCCUCGUUCACAGAAACGGAGAAUGGUUUCUUGGUGCGCAAUCCAGUGGAGAGAGAGCUCGAAAGAAUAAAAAGAAGAUUGCGAGGAGAGCGGCCGACGGGGGGCCAGUAACCUCUGCCGCGAAACCCAAGCGGUAUCGCGGGAGUUAA
Metarhizium acridum CQMa 102 is the source of this 1551-nucleotide messenger RNA. RefSeq lists its product as uncharacterized. NCBI's taxonomy places the organism in Eukaryota, Fungi, Ascomycota, Sordariomycetes, Hypocreales, Clavicipitaceae. The record is from RefSeq and is a predicted model, not a curated record. Gene Ontology annotation, molecular function: DNA-binding transcription factor activity.